AUGUACGAAGGGAUUGACAACCUGAAAUCCAUUUACGACCGUGCCGGGAAGACUUUCUCCGGCGGUCCUACUGCGGCACAGGAUGUGCCGCGUCGUACUGCUCAACCAGACCCAGUACGUCGAUCAUCAGUUGGGAGCGGGGCUCCCAAGUAUCCCAGGACGCGGGAUAGCCGCGCCACCGGACGAGAUAACUCGUCCGACGUCCGUUCACGUCGCGGUGGUUUAACAGCUGCUCAACUAGAUAGUGCUGGCCACCGCGAGAGUCCUCUAAUGGAGGUGGAGGAGGAGGAAAGACGCUCUCCACACGAUCAUGGGGAUCGGUGUGUUCCCGAGAGCUUCUUUGAUCGCGUAACGCAAGGGUUACGCGACGAUCUCGAACAUGAGCGGAAUAGGCGUCUCCAAAUGGCGGACACUGCCUCGAAGCAUCGAGCUGAGUUUGCCUUUGCUCAGCUUGAGAACGAGAGAUCUCUGACAUCUCUUCGUGAAGAGCUAAGGGUAGCUCGUGGGAUUGCUGAUCGGUCUCGGGAUGAGAUAGCUGCUCUUCAGACCCUUGUUGAUGCCCACCAUCGGGAGCACAAGGCUCUCUGCGAGAUGCUUGAGCGCAAGGGCGUUCUUCAUCGGAAGAAGCAGCGUACUGAUGGUGCGGCUUAA
Messenger RNA from Peronospora matthiolae, 651 nucleotides. NCBI's taxonomy places the organism in Eukaryota, Oomycota, Peronosporomycetes, Peronosporales, Peronosporaceae. The record is from the annotation of a GenBank genome assembly.